AUACAACACGGUUCAACUUCCUGUUUAAACAUGGCUGCGCCCUGACGAAUGUCACAUUACUUCAAUUGCUCGUUUUAAGCGUCACGUUUGGUGUAGAAUAAAACAACAGAACACCUGCAAGCACCUCUCAUUCGCACAUCACCCUAACAGGGUAAUUAAGCCGUCAUCAUGGUUCACCUAUCGUCGUCUCUGCUGAAGAAGUACCACAAGGGCUACAUCGUCAUCCGGCUGGCGAUGGCCGGCCACAAGCAGGCCAACCGGCCCUUCUACCGCGUGGUGGCGGCGUUCAACAAGCGGGCGCGCGACGGAAAAUACAUCGAGCAGCUGGGCUCCUACGACCCCCUGCCCAACGUGCACAACGAGAAGCUGGUCAGCUUCAACCUGGACCGCAUCAAGUACUGGAUGGGCUGCGGCGCACACCCUAGCAAGCCCGUGGCCAAGUUACUGGGCCUGGCGGGCUUCUUCCCCCUGCACCCCAUGACCGUAACGGAGGCCGAGCGACUAAAGGUCCAGACCACCGACUUGGCAGCCGGGGCUGAGGGGGAAGGUGUGCAGGAAGAGGAACCCAAGCAGCAGAGCGCAUGAGGCUGGGAGACAGAUGCCUUCUGUGGCUCUACAUUCUGAAAGAAUGAGGGCCUGAACCACACAAGGGUGAUCUCUGGUGUGGAAUGGAUUAUUUUUUUAUGUUAUACUUGUAUAUUUAUGUUGUGUUUUAGAACAAUGCCAUGUAAAAUCAGGUUGCCUCUUUUACGUGACUUGAUUAAAAUGGUACAAUAUGAUCCCA
Molecule: messenger RNA, 784 nt
Organism: Gadus macrocephalus (Pacific cod)
Lineage: Eukaryota; Metazoa; Chordata; Actinopteri; Gadiformes; Gadidae
Gene: mrps16
Product: mitochondrial ribosomal protein S16
Exons: 4
Coding region: 169-585 (138 amino acids)
Biological process (GO): mitochondrial translation
Cellular component (GO): ribosome; mitochondrial small ribosomal subunit
Molecular function (GO): structural constituent of ribosome
Source: RefSeq, a predicted model, not a curated record